AUGGGUGCCCCGGGCCCAUUUCAUUUUGACAUCAACGAGUGCAAGUUUGUCGCUCACGAAGACCUUCUUGACGCUAAAAAGGCCGGAAACGACUUCGUGAGAAGAGGGAUUGAUUCAGAACGCACCGAUUGGACGGUUCAAGAUGACCCUCGCCCUUGUCAGGCAAAGGGCCAAGCCUGGGAUUGA
Messenger RNA from Penicillium concentricum, 186 nucleotides. RefSeq lists its product as uncharacterized. The transcript is spliced from 2 exons. Bases 1 to 186 code for a protein of 61 amino acids. Lineage: Eukaryota; Fungi; Ascomycota; Eurotiomycetes; Eurotiales; Aspergillaceae. The record is from RefSeq and is a predicted model, not a curated record.